Messenger RNA from Paramisgurnus dabryanus, 1583 nucleotides. RefSeq names its product CMP-N-acetylneuraminate-beta-galactosamide-alpha-2,3-sialyltransferase 1-like. Gene Ontology annotation, molecular function: beta-galactoside (CMP) alpha-2,3-sialyltransferase activity. Gene Ontology annotation, biological process: sialylation. The record is from RefSeq and is a predicted model, not a curated record. Gene Ontology annotation, cellular component: membrane. NCBI's taxonomy places the organism in Eukaryota, Metazoa, Chordata, Actinopteri, Cypriniformes, Cobitidae.
UACAGUUGACUGUUACACUGUGACGCAUUUGUGUGUAAAACUCAACAUUGGGAACAUGCCAUAGAUCAGAUCAGGUGAACCGGCUAGCCAGAGCGCAACCUCCAAACUGUUGAACCCGAAAUCAACGCGGCUCAACGUCGCGUCAUAUAAAACUUUUUUAUGGCAUUUAUAAAUUAAGGAAUAUAUAAAGCAUAAGAAAAGCAGGUCUCUUACACUGUAUGUUUUCGCAGGCGUAACUCUGAGAACGAAAGAUGGCAAAGGUCUUUCCCAAUCUGAAAUCUCAUUAUCACAAUGUGAUUCUUCUCCUGAGCUGCGGUUGGAGCUGCACGAUCAUCAUGAUUUUGUACUUUGAAACCACGCGUAUGCCUUUGACUCGCAAUCCUGUGUCCAAACCGGCUGCAUGCAUUAAUCACACGUGCGCUCCGGACCGCGAACCCGAGGACUGGUUCUGCAAGCGUUACGCACCCACAGUCCAACUUUUCCUCAACAGCAGAAACAGCGCGUUAAACGCAAAUGUCUCGAAAUGGUGGAUGAGACUAUUUGGAACCCAUGGUGCCAACUACACAACCUUGGUGGGGAACCUGUUUCAGCUCUUGCCAGAUAAAGAACACAACUCAGAUAUUCAUCCACACCGCUGCAGAACCUGUGCUGUCGUCGGGAACUCAGGAAACCUUCUGGGAUCGCGUUAUGGACCUCUCAUAGAUUCCAAAAGCUUUGUCAUGAGGAUCAAUAGAGGUAAAACAAAAGGUUUCGAAGAGGAUGUGGGAUCAAAAACCACUCACCGGAUUUUCUACCCUGAGAGCUACUGGAAUUUGGAAAACUCCACCCAUCUGGUGUAUUUUCCUUUUAAGGUUGCGGACAUUGAGUGGCUUAUCCGUGUCUAUACAAUGGAAAACAAGAAAAACAUUGCAGAAAAAAUCAAUAAGGACAAGUUGAUGAUACUUCACCCAGGGUUUAUGAAAUAUGUCCACAUGAACUGGACAGAGUCUCAUGGCAAUUAUCCGUCUACUGGUUUCCUAACGGUGAUAUUCGCUUUGCACAUCUGUGAUGAGGUUCAUGUUUUUGGAUUUGGAGCUACACAAAAUGGAAGCUGGCAUCAUUAUUUUGAUAAAUCAUUGACUCCAUAUUCCAAGACAAAUCAUCCUGGACACUACGAAUAUGAAACAAUCAGUCGACUUCACUCGGAAAAGAAACUUUUAAUGUACAAGGGAUGGACAUGAAGCAAGUCGCAUUUCAGAGACGUUCCUGGAAGAAAAAUGUAAUUGUUGUACAAUCCCAAGUAUAUUGCAACCCCAAUAUUGCAGUUUGGGGUAGCAGAGGACUUUGACAAAAAAUGUAUUUCCUCUCAAUAAAUCAUUUCUAACCAAUAAGAGUGACAUGAACAUUCAAGUACGUAAAAAUACAUCUAACUAUUUUCUCAAUGGAUUUUUAGUCAUGUCAACUUAUCACAAGUCAAAACAUAAUUUAGUUAGUUUGGUAGUUUAAACAUGCUGUAUUUUCUUUACAGUGUGGGUUGUUUUUGACCCAGAAAGGGACGAGCCCAGAUAUUGGGUUAAAUUAAGCUAGACAUUUUUUAUAUUUGA